Messenger RNA from Aspergillus fijiensis CBS 313.89, 1578 nucleotides. RefSeq lists its product as uncharacterized. The transcript is spliced from 3 exons. Lineage: Eukaryota; Fungi; Ascomycota; Eurotiomycetes; Eurotiales; Aspergillaceae. The record is from RefSeq and is a predicted model, not a curated record. Bases 1 to 1578 code for a protein of 525 amino acids.
AUGACCCGUCCGGCGCAUCGAAAAUGGAUUGGGUUGUUUGGGUUCGACUCCCAGGGACCCUCAGGCGACGAUAAACGCUCGAUUGUCGCCCGAUGGAGAUCAUCGGUUUCACCUGUUCCAGAGACAGCCAGAACAUUUCUGGGCCCUCGGGCCUUGCAGAGGAAUCGUGUGUCAUGGUGCCAUUCCACAAGGAGCGAUACUGCCCCUUACAUCACACUGGCUUCUGGGUUCUUCUCUCCUGGACUUAGCGCCAGAGACGAUGACGACGAGCAUCCCCUUCGCUGGCAGCGUUGGCUAAAUCAAAUCUACUUUGUUGAUAUCCCCGGUGACAACUUCUGGAAUUUCACGCAAGCCAACAGCAAAGACCUCCAACCUCUGUGGGCACGCGGGCGGGAACACAGUCGCUGGACUCUUGACGAAGGUGACGAUGAUCAUCCCGAAAGAUUAGUACUUCGCUGGGAGCGUUGGCUCAAUCAACCCCACUUGCGCAAUCACGGUGAGGAGUUCUGGAACUUUACACAAGCUAACAGCGAAGAACUUCAACCUCUGCGGGCACGCGGGCGGGAAUACAGUCGCUGGGCUCUUGACGAAGGGGUCGAGCCAAUCUUCCACACCAUUGGUAAGCCUGGAACAGGAAAAUCGAUGCACAUGGAGGGGGAUCUUCAUUUUUGGCAGGAUGAAGACGACCUUCGAAGCAACAGCUGGUGGGAAACCACCAAGCAAACACUGAGUCCAAGAAUCUUCUUCCGCAAGUUCCAGCAAGGAGGACCUCGUGGCGAAGAGAACUUCCAUACCAUGAUUCGCGCCAUCCUCUCUAGGCUCUUAGAGCUAAAGAACUAUAAUGGUUUUUUUCUGAAGCGAACAGUCCCGGAGCUGGCUUGCUUGCUGUUCCCUGGCAGGGCAGAUAAAACACCCAGCCGACCCCUAGAAUUUUUGGAUGAGAAGUGCGUCGCCGCCUGGCAGGCCCUGGUACCCAGGGACUACUUCAUAGGGGACCACGAGGUACUGUCCGCCUGGAAUCGGCUAGUCACAUCUGAUGCCAUCUACGAAAAGCAUAGAAUUUUCCUGGAGCUUGACGGGUUGAAUCACCUCAAUCCAGCGGACCAUACUCGGGUGCUGGAUGCUCUGACCGACUGGGUGCGUCUCAGGCCGCGAGAUGUGAAGAUCUGCAUCACCAGUUGCGGCGAGCCGGCAUUUCAGAGAGCCCUUGGCUCGUAUCCCGGUUACAAUCUCAAUGAGGUAAACUUUAUCGAGAUGCUGUGGUAUGUCCAUGCGCAGCUGACUGGAGAGGGAAUUAAGCCGACACAUGGUGCCACAUUAAAGGGAUCACAACAUAGAACGCACUUUUAUGCGGUGUGGCGCGAGUACGCAGGGCUAGGGACUGUUGAAGAGCGAAAUCAGCUGGAGCGCCGGAUCGUUGAGAUGGCAGAUGGUUCGUUCCGAUGGCUCGUCAAGUUCGUCAGAGGGUUGGUCCAAGAGGAUAUUCGUCCAGGAAUCACUCGUCCUUUUAUACGAUUCAGUGACCUUGACGCCGCUGUUGAUAGGCGCUUUGAAAGCUUCAAACCAUGUGAUGUUUAG